Prorocentrum cordatum is the source of this 1069-nucleotide messenger RNA. NCBI's taxonomy places the organism in Eukaryota, Dinophyceae, Prorocentrales, Prorocentraceae. The record is from the annotation of a GenBank genome assembly.
CGAGGCACGGGGCCGGCUGCGGGGCGGCGGGCAGCUCACGGGCGUGCCUGGCGAGGGCGCUGGCGCCCCCGGCGACAGCGCGGCCACCGCAGAGGGCGCCGCGGGCGAGGGGUCCAUGGCCGGCCACAUGAAGGUGACCGGGCAGCUCGGUCAGGUGAUGGGCGAGUCCAGCUCCAUCUCGCGGACCUACGCCUGCCUCUUCAUGCGAGAGCUGGACGUGGGCAACAGCUUUUUGGACGAGGCCAGCGUCCACCUGAACGUCCCGGAGGGCGCCGUUCCCAAGGACGGGCCUUCAGCGGGAGUGACGAUGGCGACCGCGCUGGUAAGCCUGGCCCUCGACACGCCGGUCAGGCCCGACCUCGCCAUGACAGGCGAGCUCACGCUGUCCGGCAAGGUCCUGAAGGUUGGCGGUAUCAAGGAGAAGGUGAUCGCGGCCCGUCGAGACGGGGUGAAUACGCUCUGCUUGCCGCGGCAGAACGAGGCAGACUUCAUCGAGCUGAAGGAGUACCUGCGUGCUGGUGUCACAGCGCACUUCGUUGACCAUUUUGACGACGUGUACCAGAUCGCCUUCGAGGGCGCAGACGUGCCCAAGCUGCCGUUCCCACCCCGGGGCCAGCCGAAGGCGACCGUCGUCACCCCAGAGCAGCCCCCUCCCUCUGCCGAGCUGGCCACCGAGGCGGCAGCGGCGCCGGCCGCGGCGCCGGCCGCCGCGGCGGUGGCUGGUGCCGCCUACCUCAGAGCAGGAGGGCCGGAGCUGCCGCCCUCCUGGAUGUCCGCGCCACCAGUUGUGGAACCGACGGCCUGCCCGCCCUUCUAGCAACUGAGGCCUGGCGCCAGGACAUACAGCAGCGCUAGUAGCCUUCGUCUCGCGCCUACGUGCACUCUCCUGUGGCACAACCACUCUCUCCCUCCUGCAUCUUUUCCGCUUCCUCCUUCCUCCCUCCCCUCGGCCGUGCUGUCAUCUUCCCGCUGCUCUGGGCGGUCCUUUUCAGGGGCGCAGCAGGGAGCUCGGGGCGGCAGCUCCUGUUGCAGUACCGCUCCCCGCGAAGAAACAGAGCGGCGACGGCGG